Molecule: messenger RNA, 2778 nt
Organism: Fonsecaea monophora
Lineage: Eukaryota; Fungi; Ascomycota; Eurotiomycetes; Chaetothyriales; Herpotrichiellaceae
Exons: 6
Coding region: 1-2778 (925 amino acids)
Biological process (GO): carbohydrate transport; transmembrane transport
Cellular component (GO): membrane
Molecular function (GO): protein binding; carbohydrate:proton symporter activity
Source: RefSeq, a predicted model, not a curated record
AUGGCUAAUGCCUCGCUCGGGUUUUACGUUGCUCUCCAAAGCACUGGGAUCAUCGAGAUUGCUUUCGAUCCCAGCAAAAGUGCAAAUGAGUCUCUGUAUGUUGCAGGAAUCAACACGAAUGCUGGUUUCAUGCCGGGGUGGCUCACCUCAUUCGGCGACAAGGUCUAUAGCAUCAGCCGUACAAACUACCCAGACAGCGAUGUCGGUUCGGGUGGCGUAUUCGCAUUUCAGAGAGCUUCCCCUGCGAAUUCGACUGAGACUGGGAACAGGCUUGUGCUCCUCAACCACGCAAGCAGCCAUGGAAAGGGAGGUGUCCACUGUGAGGUGAGCCCCGACGGAAAGAUCCUGGCAGCGGCAAACAUCACGGCGUCGACGUUGUCGAUCUAUCCAUUACUCGAAGAUGGAUCCAUCGGCGCAACCACAAACGUGGUUGACUACAACCAGUCGGAUCCUGGGCCUAAGGAAGCACACCCGCAUCAAGCAACAUUUGAUCCUUCAGGCCAGUUUCUGUUUGUUCCGCUCCGGACAAUGGAUCGUCUAGACAUCUACUCUGUUAAAUGCCCCCAGCAAGUCAACAAGGUUCACAGCAUCCCAAUACCAGCACCAGCAGGGGCUCGGCAUGUGGCAUUCAAUCCCAUCAGUCCCUCCAAGGCAUACAUGUACCUCAUCAGUGAGAAGGACAACUCGAUUCGUGUCUUUUCUCUGGAAUAUAACGCUGAAGUGGCAGAAGGUCUCACAGUCGAGUUCAAGCAGACCCUUUCGGCGAUGGGAGAAGACCUCGCUCCCACACCAGCCGAGCACAAAGACCUGGCGGCUGAGAUUGCUGUUAGCAGUGACGGGAGAUUCGUCUAUGCGUCGAACCGUAACUUGACACGAGUCGACGACGAUAUUCUGACAGUUUACUCCGUCGAUGCCGACCCUGCACAUGAUGACCGCCAUCUGACAUUUCUUCAAUCUCAAUCGACUCGGGGUAAGCACCCCCGAAUGUUUGCACUCUCCAACGACGCGGAAAACAAGUGGGUUGCCAUUGCCCACCAAUUCAGUCAGGACAUUACCGUUUUCGAAAGGGACACAACAACAGGUUUGCUGGGCGAGGUGAGAGGUCGAAUUAGUGUCAAGGUAGUUGAGCCAUACCAAUCUACCCCAGACAAGGUCAGCUUUAACUUGGGCCGCUAUCCUUCAAUAUCUCGCAGCGCAGGCUCUGUCCAGCGCCAGGCCACAAACAUCAUGGUGUCCUUCAACAAUAGGAUCACGGAGAAUGUCAAUGGGAAACUGGCGUUUGCUUCCACGGUCAUGAUGUUGUCUCAAAUCAAUUUCGGAAUGGACCUCGUCGCCUUCUCCAACACCCAAGCCAUGUCUACAUUUAACAGGAAGUUCGGUCACUACAAUGCUAAACUUGAACGAUAUGCGUUGGACCCGUACUUCCUCUCGCUCCUGAACAGCCUUACCUACGUCGGUCAAGCCUUUGGCGUCAUUACAGGUGGUUGGAUUGCUCGACGUUGGGGACGAAGGGCUUCGUUCUGGGUCAUGUCUGUGUGGGCAGUGUUGUCUGCUCUGCUCCUCGUCACGGCACAGAAGAAGGAACAGGUCCUCGUCGGUCGCAUUUUCAAUUACGUGUACCUUGGCCAGGAACUUGUCACGGUUCCGGUAUACCAGGCAGAAAUUGCUCCCCCAAAGAUCCGAGGGAUGAUCAUCGGCACGUUCCAGCUCGGUACAAUGGUCGGUGCUUUCAUCAUGGCAUGUAUUACCUAUGGGACAAGCAAGCUGGACACUGAAGCCGCAUUCCGCAUUCCCUUUGGCAUUUUCUUCGUUAUUCCGGUGGUUGUCUUUGUCGGAUCUCUGUUCAUGCGCGAGUCCCCACGUUGGCUUCUUGUCCGAGAACGAUCAGAGGAAGCCUUGGAGUCUCUCCGGCUAUAUCGACGGGGCAAAUUCACCGAAGAGGAGAUUAUGGAAGAAUACCGUGACCAGGUGGCUAUGAUUGUCGCCGUCACGAACGACAAAGGCACAUUCAAGGAGAUGUGGCAGGGGAUCAACUGCAAGCGAUCCCUCAUCGUGAUCGGCUCCAACAUCAGCAUCCAAAUCAGCGGACAAGGACUAUUCAGCAAAUACGGCACCAUCUUCUUGACCGACCUUCAUGGACCGAAUCCUUUCCAGAUGUUCCUCAUCAACACGUCCUUGCAGAUUGUGGUCAUCCUGGCUGCUAUGUAUCUCUUUGAUAGAAUCGGUCGCAAACCUCCGUUGAUUAUCGGGUCCAUCAUUCAGACCACUACAUUCCUCGCCAUCGGUGGACUCGGGACUAUAUCGGAUCCCAGCAAAAAUGUCAAAGUCGCACUCACAGCCCUGUUUACCGUCUACUACCUGGGCUUCGUCUUUGGCUGGGGUCCCAUCUACCACAUUCUUUCGUCUGAGAUACCCACCUCACGCAUGCGAGACAUCACAUACACGGUAUCCAGCAUCUUCACCGUCGUCACGCAGUUCGUCGUUUCCUUUACGAUCCCGUACCUGCUCUAUGCGCCGUACGCAGAUCUCGGAUCCAAGAUCGGCUUCAUCUUCGGGCCCAUCGCCUUCGUCACGCUCCUCUUUGCCAUCUUCUGCGUGCCCGAGUGCCGCGGCUUUUCGCUCGAAGAGAUCGACCACCUGUUCAGGGCGAGGGUGCCUAUCCGUCAGUUCCGCAGAUACAAGCACGGCCAGAUUCUGCCGGAAGGAGGUGCCGAGAAAGAGACGGAGAAGGCGGGAGAAGGGCCUUCUGUGGAGCUUAAAGAGGUCGCUGAGAUGUAG